Labeo rohita (rohu) is the source of this 763-nucleotide messenger RNA. RefSeq lists its product as uncharacterized. The transcript has 8 exons. Gene Ontology annotation, cellular component: membrane. The record is from RefSeq and is a predicted model, not a curated record. Lineage: Eukaryota; Metazoa; Chordata; Actinopteri; Cypriniformes; Cyprinidae. Bases 51 to 698 code for a protein of 215 amino acids.
CAGUCACAUGCAAGGUUCAACUCCAUCAUUUCUAUCUGCUCAGUUGCAAGAUGUCUCUGAAAGUUUCUCAGGGUGAGAGGGUGACAGUGAUCACCAUCACCUCAAACCCCAACAGCAAAUGGCCAAUGCUUUGUCAGAUCCUGGGUUCUCAGUGCAGUCCAAUGUGUGCCGUGGAACAGCUCGUAAAAGUGAAGAUGAUGGGCUUUUAUACAGCACUUGGGAUUGUGCAGAUUAUAAUAGGAGUCCUCAAUAUCGUGGCAGGGAUUUUAGUUGUGAGGUUUGGUGCUCCAUUCUGUCUUGGUGGUGUGUUCCUUGUAGUUGGUAUGUUGUCUAUUGUUGCAGCUCAGUUUCGCAGUUCUUCUCUGCUGUGCAUCGCUGAUAAACUAAACUUACUCAGUGCUAUUCUGGCUGUGAUAGACCUUUUACUAUAUUCACUAUAUUUAGGUGAUUUGAUGAGUGAACUUGUGUCAUAUAAGCCCCUCUUAGAACAGUUUCCACGUGCUGCCAGAGAUACCAAAGAAAACCAGAUGAUGCAUGAAGCAUUGUUUGUCACUAUGACCAUCUUUUCAGCCCUUCAGCUCUGUGUGGCCAUCAGUUUCUCUAUCUUGACUUUAAAAGAGUUGUUCAAUAUGAAUUCUGUGGAGGACCCUCAACUUUGCAAGCCACUGAAAGAGGUCACUGUCAGUCAUGUAUGCUAGAAAGACAAAAAAAAAAAGAAAUAUACAUUGUUAAUUUAACUAGCAUUGUUACAUGUUUAUUCUUG